Ostrea edulis (European flat oyster) is the source of this 6266-nucleotide messenger RNA. Its product is annotated as E3 ubiquitin-protein ligase TRIM56-like. Gene Ontology annotation, molecular function: zinc ion binding. The record is from RefSeq and is a predicted model, not a curated record. Lineage: Eukaryota; Metazoa; Mollusca; Bivalvia; Ostreida; Ostreidae. The transcript has 2 exons. The coding region runs from base 2387 to 4735 and encodes 782 amino acids.
UUUUUUUUUUAGAUCAUACUUUCUAUAACAAGAGGCCCAAAGGCCUUAUCGGUCACCUGAAUACUAGUGAAAAAGUAUCACUACUUCCAUGGCCUAUGAAAUCUAGAAAAAAUUUGCUGUUCUGAAUAUCUAAGCUAAAUUCUAAUGUUCAGCAACAGUAUAAAACAAGAUGUGUUCUUAAAACUUUAAUGCCCUCAAAAGUGCACACACUGAUGAAAGGCUUUAAAGAAUAGGUAUAUUAACAUUAAAACAUCUGCAAGUAUGCUUUUAGAUGUUAUACAGUAUCAGCAAACUUAUAUACAUAAAUACUAUAUACUUAUUUUGGCCCUACCCUGGGGAUCAGAACCCUUACUCUGAGGAUCAUCAAAUUUACAAUUAUGGUAAAAGACUACCUGCUCUAUCCAUUUAGUAUAAAUAGCACUAAAGAAAAUGUUAUUCAAGUGUUUUACACAUAAACACUAUAUAACAAGUAUGGCCCCGCCCUGGGGUCAGAAUCCCUACCCCGUGGAUCAUGAAAUUAACAAUUUUGGUAGAGGCCUUCCUGCCCUACAUCACUAUGCAUUUAGUUUUUCUUACACAUGUGCAGUUCUAGAGAAGAAGAUUUUUGAAAAUUGGUCAAUGUUAUCUUGUUGGUUACUCUUCUGGCAGGAUCUAUUUAUUGUUAUCUUGUUGGUUAUUGUUCUCUUCUCCUGGCAGGAUCUAUUUAUUGUUAUCGUGUUGGUUAUUGUUCUCUUCUCCUGGCAGGAUCUAUUUAUUGUUAUCUUGUUGGUUAUUCUUCUCCUGGCAGGAUCUAUUUAUUGUUAUCUUGUUGGUUAUUGUUCUCUUCUUCUGGCAGGAUCUAUUUAUUGUUAUCUUGUUGGUUAUUCUUCUCCUGGCAGGAUCUAUUUAUUGUUAUCUUGUUGGUUAUUCUUCUCCUCUUCUGGCAGGAUCUAUUUACUGUUAUCUUGUUGGUUAUUGUUCUCUUCUCCUGGCAGGAUCUAUUUAUUGUUAUCUUGUUGGUUACUCUUCUAGAACUCUUCCAUGACAAUUUCUCAAGAUCUGCCCAAAAUAUAAUGUAAACAAAAGGCCCAGUUGGCCACUUUACUCACCAAACACUACAUGCAGAUGCUUGUAUAUCAAUUUAACAUAUUGCAUCCUCAUUAUUUGAUUAAAUGUUUUAAAGACUUUUAUAGAAAAGUUUUUUCACAUCUUGUGUGUCCCCAUGCUUACAUAUUUGAUAUGUCUCCCCUGUGGUUGUUGAGAAGCACCAAGUAUGCAAUUUCUGCAUAACUGUAUUUAUAUCCCAAAAUACAAACUAGACAUUUAUUCUGUACAGUAAAGAGAAAUGUUGAUUUUUAAUCAUCUUAACAACCGAAAUGUUUUUUUUUUUUUUUUUAAACAACUGACCAUGAAAUAUACAAAUAUCUUUUAAAAAAUAUUAACAUCAUUUUAAAUUCAAGGGUCUCUAGAGAGCACCUAGCUAACUACAAUGUGUUGAAAUACGCUGUAAUAAUCACUUCAGUCCAUUUACAGUGCUUUCCCUUUAUAAUAAUGAUCCUUGUGCACGCACAAUUUAAAUUUCUGUCUUUGAUGUUCCCCAUUUGAUAAAUCUAGAAAUAAGUAAACACAAUCCAAUACUCCACUAAUGUAGUUUAAAAACGCUGUAUAUUACAAACUCUUUCAAAUGUACCCCUUCAUUUUCGAUUUAAUAUACUCAUAGAAAUGGUGUAGGUAACACUACAGUUACUGCUUGCCGACAAGAUUGUUACCAUGAGUAUAAGUUCAGAUAACCCUAUACCAAACACAAUCAUUGUCAGCUUGUCAAAGUUCUAGUUCUCUUUGGCUUUCUUUAACAUGACAAGACCACGAGAUUAUCAGAAUUCAAUGUCACACUAAUACCCGGGAGAUCUUCUCUUCUAUUAGCCUCCUAUUAUUUUUUUGUGACAAUCAUUAAACCCUAGAUAAGUUUUGUCAAGGCCAAAAACAACAAUGGAAGUAUAGUGACAUUGUCUGCGUCAUGCACACUAAUUGUGUAAUUCCUACUAUAUACGUUUAAGUCGUCUGCGACUCCCAAUAUUAUGAUAUCACAUUCUUUAGAAAAACAACUAAGUCAAUAUUUAAACUACUCCCACUAUCAUAGGCUUAACUGUUCUGUUAAUGCAUGAUAAAAUAACUUUAUUUUCUUACUAAAUCUACACCAUGAAAAAUGAAUCUGGCAUCUGUUCAAAAUUUGAACAUUUAUAGGCAAAGUGGUGAAAUUUAACAGCCCGUCUCUGACAAGGACUCCCCACUUUUCAUUUAAAGUGUGAGGCCAAUUUCAACAACCAGCGUUUUCCUAUUUGGAUAGUAAACAUUAUAUAUUAACUUUCACAUGCAAGAAAAUGAAUGAAAAACUGCAAAUUUGAAAAUGUCCAUGGACACAUCUGAUGACCCUUUAUGGGCAGUGCAGCAACUGAAAGUAGAAUUUCGUUUUAGGAGGAAUUCUGCAUUGAGAUGUGCCAGCAUGGACACGGAACAGUCCGAGCUGGUGAUACCUCGACAGCUCCUCUGCUGCAAGCUCUGUGAUGAGGAAUUCACUAAACCCUGCUAUCUUCCUUGUCUUCAUACCUUUUGUCAGGAAUGCAUCGAUGAGCACAGACUUAGCAGCACAGACAAGGAAGGAUACUUCCCCUGUCCGACAUGCAUGACUGAAGUCAACCCUGAGGAGGAUGACGGGGUGCCUAGAAAUCUUCCCGAGAACAUUUUGGCCCGACGUCUCUCAAUUCCUGCAAAUGACCCCAUCAAAAGAGAGACGCUGUGCUUUUAUUGCAAGAAUGCAGGAAACUUUGUGGAAGGUAAAACUCACUGUGUAGACUGCAAUGAAUUUCUCUGCAAGCCAUGUGCCGAUUCACACACUACUCAAGAGGACUUCUCCGACCACCAUCUACAGAGUGAUGAGGAUUACAAUGCAGAAAAGACUACCAGCACAUCUAGUCAGAGUCAGGUUAUUCCUGUGUGUUGUGAGGCAUAUGAUCCUUUGGACUUUGGUGCCAUGUAUUGUGUGGAUUGUGACAUUUCUGUGUGUGCUGACUGUCAUGUGAACAAACACGGUGAACAUCGGUGCGCAGAACUGAUGGCCAUAGCUCAGCACUUUGAAACCAAAAUUAAAGAGCCUCUACAAGAACUUGACAAUGACUCUGAACAUAUCAGCAAAUUUCUAGUGAACCUAAAUGCCACAGAGCAUAACUUGCUUGAACAGAAAGAUUCACUGAAGCAUCAUGUUAAAGAGAGAACAAAGCAGCUAUGUAGCCUAAUUAAAGAUUAUGAAAAACUUCUUCUCGAUGAUAUUGAGAGAAGAUUUGAUGACCAAAUAGAGGAUAUCAAGACUAGAAGACUCGAUCUGAAAAUGCAUUUAGAAGCCAUAAAAGGAGUCAAAGAUUUUACAGAAAACUUAAUCACUUAUGGUUCCUAUGAGGAGAAAGUGUUAUUGAGGAAAAAAGUAGGGUACAGGAUUCGGGAACUCUGCGAGGAGUCCUUGGGAACAGAUCCCAUAGAGAUCCUAUCUGUGAAGCUUGUGGAGCCCAAUGUGACCGGUGAUAGCAUCUGUGAUAUGUUUGGCACCAUCCAGACAGGAGAACAGUCUGUAACUUCUGAAAGUGAACACACCGUAGACGAUCUGACAAGUCAGCACUUCCAGAGGUACCACAGCUUCGGAGAUUCUGGACAUGGCAGUGAUACCAUGGACCAUGCUGAAAAUGAGCCAGAACUUGUGGAGAUCUUUGAGAAAGCUCCAAUUGACCUCCAAAGGCAAGACAGCAAGCAGGACAGCUCCGACACAGACAUGCUGAGUUCCAGCAAUUCAAGCGACAAAAUGAAGAAUGUCAAGUUCAAAGAACAUGUCGACCAAAAUGAAUUUGAAAAUGACAAUGUAUUUAACUUGGAGAAUCCGAAACGAGAAGUCACUCUGCCUGCUCCCAUUCAAAAAGAAUGUAUCAAGGGCAUUGGAAUUAAUGAGAAAGGGGAUAUCAUUGUCGGAACAACUACUACUGUGCAUGUCCUUGAAAAACGUGGAAUAGUCAGAGGCCAAGUCCCUCUGGAAAAUGGCUGGAACAUUCACUCUGUGUCCAGCGAUGGCAAAGUUUCCAUGACAGUCCCAAGAGGCGAUAACAGAUUCAAAGUCAGAGUCUUGAAAAAUGAUGGCACAGGACACAUUAUGUCAGAUUUUCAUGUGGAAAGCUUCGGACUCAAUUUUGUUACUGCUGACCAAUCCGGAACACUCAUCAUCACUUCUAACCGCUAUGCUCAAAUCCACAAAAACCAUGGCAAAUCUGCUAAAUCUGGUGGAAACAUUGCAUUCUAUGGCUCCGAUGGACAUUUGAUACGCCGAAUUACCAAUGAAGAUUUCCAUGCAAAUCUCUUAGAGAAACCCCAAAUGGUGGCAGUGGAUGAAAAGCGCAAUAAAACCUAUGUUGCAGAUCCUGGCAGCCACAGAGUUAUUGCUCUAAAUGCCAAUGGUGAACUCGUCUUUGAGUACGGAAACAUAGAUGACCAGGAGGAAAUUUAUCAAGGACCAGACCUAAUCUCCAUUGACAAAUAUGGAAACAUUAUCGUUACUGACAAACGAGAGGGUAGAAUUGAUAUUCUUGGAACCAAAGGAAACCUAAAGAAGUCCUUUUUCACUGAUGACAUUCCAAGAUUUGUUGGUGCCACACCCGACAAAUUUCUGGUGACAGCCAUGCCUGAUGGUAGCAUGAAGUUUUACGAUUAUCUGGGCUAACUUUUAUAUCUGGACAAAGUGAAUGCAUUUUUGAAGUGAGCAGUGAAAUCAGUGACACCUUUCUGGAAUGCUUCUCCCUGGUUAACUAACAUUUCCUAACAUUCUGGCAUUAAGCAAUGAUUAUUAGUAGAUAACAAAUGACAUCACUAAAUUGCCAAGUAGGAUUAGUCAGCCCAAUCCAGAGUAGGAUCACUGUCCAUCCUUGCAGGAUUAGGAUCACUAUCCAUCUUUACAGGAGUAGGAUCACUGUCCAUCCUUGCAGGAUUAGGAUCACUAUUCAUCCUUGCAGGAGUAGGAUCACUAUCCAUCUUUACAGGAUCGGUCCGUCCUUGCAGGAUUAGGAUCACUAUCCAUCCUUGCAGGAGUAGGAUCACUGUCCAUCCUAGCAGGAGUAGGAUCACUGUCCAUCUUUACAGGAGUAGGAUCACUAUCCAUCCUAGCAGGAGUAGGAUCACUGUCCGUCCUUGCAGAAGUACUUCACAUUUAAAACAUCAUGUUUCUUUGAGUGGCAUACAUAUCAAGUAUAUGGUACAAUAUCAGAGGUGCUUUAUUUGUUUACUACAAUUGUUACAGCACUAGUUAGACCAUAUAUAGAUGCUAUACAACACUUUUUAUUUUGAAUUACAAUUAGGAGAUACAUAGUUCGGUACAGUAUUAUUUUUUAUCAUUCUUGUGUUUUUGAUAUGUUUUCAACAUGUUUCUUGGCGUAACAAUAGUGCUUUCAUUUCUGUACAAUUCCAUUUAACUGAUUCCUAUCAUGCUAUAGAAAUAUUGUUUUUUCUGACAUGAAUGAUUUUUUAAAAAUAAAUAAGAAGACUGGCAGAAGUCCAAGGACCAACAAUAACAAAUGCUGAAAAUCACUAAUUUUCAAGGUCUAACAUUCUUUGAUUUCACUGUGUGGAAUAUCCACAUAUGCUCCAUAAACUACAGUAAAGAAAGACAGUCUUAAUUCACAGAAUCAGCCACCAUGCUGCUCCAUCUCAAACCACAAAAUCAGGAUGCAGCCACCACGCUGCUGCAUCUCAAACCACAACAUCAUAGAAUUGAAACCCCACAAAAAUAAGCGAUUCUAAAGUUUAAAAAGUUUACUUUGGAAAAAUUACAUGAAUGUACUGAAAAUAGGAGAGAAAUCUCACAUUUCUAUAGCUCUUUGUAUCCUUGUACUUAUAACAUACAAACAGACCUUAUUUCAUGUUUUUACAAUACAACCUAUUCACUAAGUUUCAAUUAACUUCUCAGACACUACAGACCUUGACAUCUUUGUGUGAUUUUAAAAGCCAUGUUUAUAUUAGAUUGCAUGCCAGCAUGUUUAUCAUUCCAUGUUUGUCUCCCUGUUGGUAGUUAUUUGUAUAGAGCUUGCUCUUUAGAGUUAAACAGUGUCGUUAAAUUGCAUUUAAAUGGCAAGGCUUGUCUCUGGUGGUUUAGUCUAGGAAAUAUCUAACAAGUUAUUGAUAAACCUUGUUUUCAACUUGCUUUAUCAUGUGAUAGUUGUUUUGAAAAUUGUUUUCAAUAAAAUAUUAAACACAAGAAA